Messenger RNA from Tigriopus californicus, 1585 nucleotides. RefSeq names its product retinoic acid receptor gamma-like. NCBI's taxonomy places the organism in Eukaryota, Metazoa, Arthropoda, Copepoda, Harpacticoida, Harpacticidae. The record is from RefSeq and is a predicted model, not a curated record. The coding region runs from base 313 to 1485 and encodes 390 amino acids. Gene Ontology annotation, biological process: tissue development; regulation of transcription by RNA polymerase II; hormone-mediated signaling pathway. Gene Ontology annotation, molecular function: RNA polymerase II cis-regulatory region sequence-specific DNA binding; zinc ion binding; nuclear receptor activity. Gene Ontology annotation, cellular component: RNA polymerase II transcription regulator complex. The transcript is spliced from 2 exons.
GAGCAGACAGACCUCCGUUGGGUUGACGAUGAGGCUGCGGAAUCAUACAGCGCAGUCCUCAAAACGAUGGAAGAAGACUUUUUCUCGUCGUUCACUAUUCGCUCAAAUAGCCUCAUUCAGCGAAGGAGGAAAACGAAAAGUUAAUUCGUCAUUCCUAGGCUGUCUUGUGCUAGUCGUUUGUUCGUUGGAUCCUUCGAAAACAAUGUGAAGGGAAAGAAACCUUCAGAAGCUCGCUCGAUUUGAGAAACACUAGAUCAGUAGAUUUGGAGUUUGAUUGUAACCGACUAAGGUAAAGCCUACGAAAGUCAGUUGAUGGAACCAGACCUUCGAAGAGACAUGUUCGGCGACGAGGGAAAACCACUGGACUUGUCGUCCAAACCGAUAUCAAAAUUGAAUAGCAACAAGUACCCACUCAAGAAGAGGAUCCUGUUGCAAAGUGCGCUUCAUCAAGACUGCGAUGGCGAGAGGAGCGAUUCAGAUUUUCGUUCUCCUUCAAUUUAUCCUACCUCUGGCACGAGUCCAAUUCCAAUGUUAGGAGCCCCAUCUGACCGUUUGAGCCCCAUCUUCAACGGAGAUGAUUUCGUAGAAAUAAAGCAACGCUACCAUAGCGCUCGAUUGCAAUUGCCAGAUAGACUGCAAGCCCAAGCGAUGCCGCAAAUGUUUCCCGAGCAUUACCCUCCUUCUAACCACUGGAUCCACCAGGCCAAGGCUCCUCAAUCUUGGGAGACCGUGGUGGAGAGGACACCCAACCCCCUAGCAAUGGACUCUCGAUAUCAACCCUCGCCCAGUCCCGACUCCCUGAACUCAAUGGGUGGCUCUCGGAAGUCGAGCAUCACUUUCUCCCCCUCGGAAAUGUUCCGCGAGACUUCACCUGACAUGGAUUCACGAUCGGGUCAAACCACGCCAGAUCAGCACACUGCCGAUUGGCAGAAACAUCAGGAGCACCACGAUCCAUCGGAUCCAUCCUCGGCGGAAGAGCCCCGCCGUUCAAAAGUGUGCAGUAUUUGCUCGUCGCCCACGGAAACAUUCCACCUCAACUACGGGGCAAGCUCCUGCUUCAGUUGUCGGGCAUUUUUUCGCCGAGCGGUUCAGAAGGCCAAGACGCCGAAUUUUCAAUGCCGUGCGGGUGGAAACUGCGUGAUCAACACCCAAACCAGGAGUGAUUGCCGGAAAUGUCGCUUUGAUCUCUGCCUCCAAUCUGGUAUGAACCCUGACAAUGUCAUGAACUCGGAGCAGAAGCAAGUCCGGUUUCGAAAGCACAUCAAGAAGAUGAAGCGGGAAGAUAAGAAACGCUCGGCGGAAAUGAAGGCCACUCUGAGGAAGAUGAAGAAGCUCAAAUCCUCUCCGGAUCGAUCAUCAUUGCCGUUGGCUUUGCAGCUGUCAGAUUCAAAUUGCAAGGCGGGAGCAAACCAAAUGAACCCUCCACCGCUCGUGUAUAAGCAUUAUCCAUGUGAUAGUUUCCUCACCUCUUUAAAUGCUGUGUAAAAGGGUCCAUUAGAAGACUUGACCUCUUUACCAACUACAUAGAUAAAUUAUUUACAAGAAAAAGACAAUUAUAGAAUAAAUAUUUCAAUUUCUUCCACAA